AGCUGAGUGCGAGCACUGGGGCAGGAACUUUUUUGUGUCAAGUAUAAAUAGGUUCUGUGUUUACAGUUAGCUAGAUAGAGCUCUUUGUUGUUGCUUCAAAUUUUGGGACAAAAUGUGCGGACUGAGCAACAGCUUAUUUUCUGUCACUUAAUUCCUUCAGGAAAGUUAUUUCAAACUAUAUCCAAACACCCUUUUUUUGCCAGAAGACACUUUUUCUUUCCUUUUUUUUUUUUAGAUUUACCACCCGAAAGCGUCCUUUGGAAACCUUACUAAGCUAUCUUGAGGAUCCGAGGUUUCCAUUGAAGGCUGCAGUCAUGGUGUUGAUUCUGGGCAGACGGAUGAACAGGGAGGACACUGGUAUCAGAGACUCACCAGCUGUCAAACGCAAGGUAUUUGAGGUUGACUCCAAGACCAUAGCGAGCCAGGAUGUGUUGGACUUCUGCUCUGGCUCCUCCCACUCCGAUGGCAUCCUGCAGGUGUUCAAUGAGUUCCGCGACUGCCGCUUGUUCACAGACGUGGUGAUCAGCGUUCAGGGGCGCGAGUUCCCUUGCCACCGCGCCGUGCUGUCCGCCUGCUCUUCUUACUUCAGAGCCAUGUUCUGCAAUGAUCACAGAGAGAGCCGCGAGAUGCUGGUGGAAAUCAACGGCAUUCUGUCCGAAGCCAUGGACUCUUUCCUCACCUACGUUUACACCGGCCGCGCAAAGAUCACCACAGAGAACGUCCAGUUCCUCUUUGAGACCUCCAAUCUCUUCCAGAUCGCAACUUUGCGAGAUGCCUGUGCAAAGUUCCUAGAGGACCAGCUGGAUCCGUGCAACUGCUUGGGCAUCCAGCGCUUUGCCGACGCUCACUCCCUCAAGCAGCUGGCCAGCCGCUGCCGUAUUUACGCCCUCGCUAACUUCUCCGAGGUGGCUCAGCACGAGGAGUUCCUGGACCUACGCAAGGAGGAGCUGGAAGAGUACAUCGACAGCGACGAGCUAUCCGUCGGUAAGGAGGAAAUGGUGUUUGAGGCGGUGAUGCGUUGGGUGUACAGCAGUGUGGAGCAGAGGAAGCCCAUGCUGAAAGCGCUGCUGCACCACGUCCGCCUUCCGCUUUUGCACCCCAACUACUUCGUCCAGACUGUGGAGGGCGACCAGCUCAUUCAGAACGCUCCAGAGUGCUACCAUCUACUCCAUGAGGCCAGACGCUAUCAUGUCCUGGGAAAUGAGAUGAUGUCACCCAGAACUCAACCACGCAGGUCGACUGGCUACUCUGAGGUGAUAGUGGUGGUAGGCGGCUGUGAACGGAUAGGAGGCUUCAAUUUGCCCUACACAGAGUGUUACGAUCCAGUUACAGGCGAAUGGAAGUCACUGGCCAAACUGCCCGAGUUUACCAAGUCUGAGUACGCUGUGUGCGCCCUCCGCAAUGACAUCCUGGUGUCAGGCGGUCGCAUCAACAGCAGGGACGUGUGGAUGUACAACUCCCAACUCAACCUGUGGAUCAGAGUGGCUUCUUUAAACAAAGGACGGUGGAGACACAAGAUGGGCGUCCUGUUGGGCAAGGUCUACGCCGUGGGUGGCUACGAUGGCCAAAGCCGCCUUAGCAGCGUAGAGUGUUACGACUCCUUCUCAAACCGCUGGACAGAGGUGGCACCCUUGAAAGAGGCGGUCAGCUCUCCGGCCGUGGCCAGCUGUGUCGGCAAGCUCUAUGUCAUAGGAGGAGGGCCCGACGACAACACCUGCUCUGACAAGGUCCAAUGCUACGAUCCGGAGUCGGACACUUGGUUGUUACGAGCCAACAUCCCAAUCGCCAGGCGCUGCAUCACCGCCGUUUCUCUCAACAAUCUCAUCUACGUCUGCGGCGGUCUCACCAAGUCCGUAUUCUGCUACGACCCGGCGGAGGAUUACUGGAUGCAUGUGGUGCACACGUUCGCCAAACAGGAGAGCUGCGGCAUGUCCGUGUGUAACGGUAAGAUAUUCAUCCUUGGCGGCCGGGGCGAAAAUGGCGAAGCCACGGACACAAUCAUUUGUUACGACCCGGCAACGGGCAUCAUCACAGGAGUGGCAGCGAUGCCGCGAUGCAUCUCCUACCAUGGCUGUGUAACCAUCCAUCGCUUCAAUGACAAGUACCAUAGGCCAUGACCAUAAGACACACUUACACUUCAUCACAUCACACGCUCAUCAUUCACUUAAUUUAUUUCCUCACAGUGUCAUGUAGCAUUGCGCUGCUAUGAACCUUUAGCUAUUAUAGUCGCUCUGUAUGUAAUCAUAUUAGUGGCCACAAUGGCAUCAUAAUGUUCACAUUAAUAGCCUCAGAAAAGUCCAAAGAAAAGUCAAGUUUAUUGUUUGCACCCGUGUUUUAUGUUGAAGAGUAACGUUUGUUCAUAACCCCACUAAUUGACAUCACUCCACAGGAACAAUCAACUUCAAUGUUUAAGAAAUUGAUACAUUAACAUUAUUAGAAUAUUGAGCAAAGCUAUUGAAAGUAUGUAACCUUAACAAUAACAAAUACAAUAAAAUACAGUACAGGCCAAAAGUUUGGACACACCUUCUCAUUCAAUGUGUUUUUUUUAUUUUCAUGACUAUUUACAUUGUUGAUUGUCACUGAAGGCAUCAAAACUAUGAAUGAACACAUGUGGAGUUAUAUACUUUACCAAAAAGGUGAAAUAUCUGAAAACAUGUUUUAUAUUCUAUCCGUCCGUUCAUCCAUCCAUUUUCUACCGUUUGUCCCUUUUGGGGUCACGGGGGGUGCUGGAGCCCAUCUCAACUGGAUUUAGGCGGAAGGCGGCGUACACCCUGGACAAGUCGCAACCUCAUCGCAGGGCCAACACAGAUAGACCGACAACAUUCACACUCACAUUCACACACUAGGGACCAUUUUUUUUUAGUGUUGCCAAUCAACUUAUCCCCAGGUGCAUGUUUUAUAUUCUAGUUUCUUCAAAAUAGCCACCGUUUGUUCUGAUUACUGCUUUGCACACGCUUUGCAUUCUCUCGAUGAGCUUCAAUAGGUAUUUUCCAACAGUCUUGAAGGAGUUAGCUCAUCGAGAGAAUGCCAAGGGUGUGCAAAGCCGUAAUCAGAGCAAAGGGUGGCUAUUUUGAAGAAAAUAGAAUAUAAAACAUGUUUUCAGUUAUUUAAUCUUUUUUUAGUGCAUAACUCCACGUGUUCAUUCAGAGUUUUGAUGUGACAAUCUACAAUGUAAAUAGUCAUGAAAAUAAAGAUUGAAUGAGAAGGUGUGUCCAAACUUUUGGCCUGGACUGUAUGUCGAUACAAUUCAAAACUAAUAAUUUUUUUAUGUCGAUGUACUGUGAAAUUUUAAUGAAAUACACAUCAAAAAUCUUAAUAAAAAAAAAGUGAAAGACAUAUUAUUUUUGAAAUUUUUUUGAAAAUAUAUUUUUGAUACUUAAAAAUGGCUGAUGAACAAAAAUAAUGAUUUGAUGCAAUAAAUACAAAGUAAUCAAAAUUAAAUGAAAAUGCAAUACAAAUACACUGCAACAAAAGUAAAGGGUAGACACUUAUUAAUAAUAUUUAUAAUAAGUUUUUUUAUAACACUGAAGAGUAAAAACCAACUUUGUAAAUAAGACAACAACCGUUCUGUUUGCAGUGCAUGCUUACAUGCAUAAUCAUGAAAAGUAGAAAAAAAGAUCAACAAUGUGGAAAUAUUGUUCCGUUAAUGUGAGAAAAGAAAAAGUCACAGACGAUAGCCGUUGUUAUCACUCCUUCUUCCCUUUUUAGAUAUUCUUUUCUCUUUUGCUACUUAAGAUAUUGUUCUGCGUUAUUAUUCAUAUUAAGCUCAUUAUUACUGGUAUUUUUUAAUUAAGGUAUGUGUUUUUCUCCAGUUGUAUUAGGUAUGUACACUUAGUAGAUCUAGUCAUUGUUUCAUAGUGUAGCUGGGUAUGAGGGUUGUUUUAUUACAUUUAAUAAGAUCAUGUGUGUUUGAGCCUGUAAAUACAGUAUAAUUGUUGUGUUAGUGUAACGUACGUUUGGACGAAUUAGGCCACGUCUUGUUAACACUUCCCUAAGGCUGGCACCUUUUGACUCGGGCACUUGCAUUUAAAAACAUAACUCGGGGUAACCGUGGAUACCUCCAUAUGGGUUUACUAGCUAGCCACGGCAAUGUGGGAAGCAGUGCUAAGAAUGGAUGGGCAAGCAAUUAGGUAUGUUUUAAAUACAGAAUAUAAACUAAUUGGGUUAUAUUUCAAAAAUAUUUUUUUUAUUGAGUUUUUUAAUCCAAAAAUAUUCGAAACAAGAAGGGAGGGGCAAGAAACCAGGCAUGUUUUAAAUAUAGAAUAUAAAUUAAUUGGGUUAUUUUUCUAUAAUAUAAGUUUAAUUUAGUUUUGAAUCAGUUUUUCUGAGCCAACAAAAUAUAUGAAAGAAGAAUGGAUGGGCAAUAAAUUAGCUAUAUAAUAAAUGUACAUUAUAAAUUAAUUAGGUAAUGUUUUUAUAAAAUAAUAUAUUUAAGUAUUUAAGUUUAAAUUUGAGGGGGGGGGGUGUUUAGGAAAAAUGUUCGAAAGUAAAAGGGAGGGGCGAGAAAUUGGGUAAGUUUUAAUUUAAAAAUAAAAAUAAUUGGGCUAUUUGUAAUUGAGGUCAAAUUUAAGUUUUAUUUGUAUUUAAGAAUAUCAAAAAGUUUUUUAGGAUCCCAAAAAUAUUUUCCUAAAUGUUCUGAACUCUUGUUUCCAUGCCAAAAAUUGAAAAUUGUAAUUUUCCUUAAGGAACUCUCCUGACGGAAUAAAUAAAGUACUAUCUAAUCUAAUCUAAAAACAAACACCUUAAGUGGAGGUUUUUGUGGGUGGAGCGCAACUUCCCAUCAUGGUGUUGGAAUGAAUUGAGACUGAAUCAACAGCGCCUCUGAUGGUUACAGCCAGUACUGCGCUCUGUUUUGAUUGAAACGCUUGAAGACAGGAUUAAUCAACAAUCAAAUUCACUCAGUUAACUAAUUAAUAUGCCCAUCCCAAUAGUUGUAAAUGGCGUACAGUGAACGGUGUGGUUUAAGGUCAGUAAACGUUUUUACAAUAGUGUUGAUAGGCAAGACAUUGCUGUGAACUUAUUUUUGUUUUUCUUAUAUUUAAAUGUAUCUUCAUUGUUGCAUAUUGUGUUUUUAUUGUGUGUAACAGAGCCCCAAUAAUGCACUUUGAUAGAGUAGAUGAUCGUAAACAGUAGUUCUUUUUUGUUUUUUACUGUAUCAGUAAAUGUUAUUUGGAAUUGUGUCUUGUUGCAAAAGCCCCGUGACAGCGCCUCCUGUUGACCGCAAUCUGCUAUGGCUAAUCACAAGACCAACAACAACAGAACAAAGUUGACACGGCCGAAAACACAUCAUCCUCACACAGGAGGCCAGCGAGGAGGCAACAAAGUAGUAAAGUAGCGAGAACGGCAAUAACUUUUGCAAGAAUGAAACGUUAUGUUUGUGUGUGUCUGGGAUUUCACUGAAAAUUUACUCAACUAUGUCCUCCAUUGUUUUUUUUCUAAAUUUGAUUAUUUUCUAUUUAGACUUUCAUACAUGCUUUAAGAAGAUUUACAUUACUUUUUUUGCAUUUGUGUGUUUUACUUUUUGUGUAGGGUGGUGUGUCACUCUUUUUACACAGCGUGCAAAAAGAUAUCAUUGGGAUUUUAAGGCAGUAAGAAACCAACAUGGGUGGAUUUGACGCUAAUGGGAUUGUGUUUGAUAAGUGUACCUUUUUAAAGAAUAAACCAGCAGGGGAAUAUUGAUGAUUUUUUAAAAAUAUGACCCAAUAAUUAGUUACUACACUUUGUAUGUACGAUGUGCUGUUUUUAAGAUGUUUGUAAGUGUUUAACUUGUAUACAACAAACAUCAAUAAACGUUUUUCUUUCUGUACCAAA
This is a messenger RNA of Nerophis ophidion (straightnose pipefish), 5811 nucleotides long. RefSeq names its product kelch-like family member 24a (gene klhl24a). Lineage: Eukaryota; Metazoa; Chordata; Actinopteri; Syngnathiformes; Syngnathidae. Gene Ontology annotation, molecular function: protein binding. The transcript has 8 exons. The coding region runs from base 315 to 2117 and encodes 600 amino acids. The record is from RefSeq and is a predicted model, not a curated record.